Molecule: messenger RNA, 1041 nt
Organism: Trichoderma virens Gv29-8
Lineage: Eukaryota; Fungi; Ascomycota; Sordariomycetes; Hypocreales; Hypocreaceae
Exons: 1
Coding region: 1-1041 (346 amino acids)
Biological process (GO): steroid biosynthetic process
Molecular function (GO): 3-beta-hydroxy-Delta5-steroid dehydrogenase (NAD+) activity
Source: RefSeq, a predicted model, not a curated record
AUGUCCAAGGCACCAGUCCUCGUCACUGGAGCCUCCAGCUUUGUUGGUGCCCAUGUUAUCGAGCAAUUCCUGUCUGAGGGUACUCCCGUUCGAGGAGUCGUUCGGUCUCAGUCUUCGGCGGAUCGGGUUCUCAAAGUGAACUCUCAAUAUGCUUCACUUCUCAGUCUCGCCAUUGUACCAGAUAUUACCAAGCCAGGUGCCUUUGAUGAAGCCGUCAAUGGCAUCGAUGGUGUAAUUCACAUCGCUUCACCAUUCAAAGCAAACAUUCGAGAUAACGAAAAAGACGUUCUAAUUCCGGCUAUCGAGGGCACUACCCAAGUGCUAGAAUCGACAUACAAACAUGCACCUCAGGUGAAGCGCAUCGUCAUCACUGCAUCUUUCGCCGCUGUCGUCGAUCUUUCCAAAGGUCUUCGGGAUGGCUACAUAUAUAAUGAGAAAGACUUCAAUCCUGCCACCUAUGAUGAGGCAAAAUCUAAGGAUGCUGACUUUGGCUUUGCAUAUUGCGCCUCCAAAGUGUUGGCAGAGAAGGCAGCCUGGAAGUUUGUGGAAGAAAAGAAGCCUAAUUUUUCUGUCGCUGUUAUUAACCCUCCCAUUAUCUAUGGCCCUAAUCGUCACUUUAUUGACGAUCUCAAUAACCUCAAUACUUCAUCCGGCAUGUUUUACUCUCUUAUGAACGGAUCCCGGUCCGAGGUACCUCCAACAGCCUUCUGGGCCAUAGUAGACGUGCGCGAUGUUGCCGUCGCCCACAAGGUGGCGUAUUAUAAGCCUGAAGCAGGGGGCCAGCGAUAUCUGACCACGUUGGGCCGCUUCAGCUUCCAGCAGAUUUGCGACAUCCUGCGAGAAGAGUUUCCCGACCUCCGUGACCGCGUCCCUGUCGGCAAUCCCGGGGAGCUGAUCACCGGCGUUUACGACGUGGACAAUACCAAGGUCAAGAAAGAGCUCGGCAUAGAUUUCAUUCCCCUGCGCCAGAUGGUAAUUGACACAGCCAAGAAUUUUCUGGAGCUCGAAAAGACCCUUUUCACACCAGACAUCUCGAAUUGA